Molecule: messenger RNA, 5947 nt
Organism: Ectocarpus sp. CCAP 1310/34
Lineage: Eukaryota; Phaeophyceae; Ectocarpales; Ectocarpaceae
Source: the annotation of a GenBank genome assembly
UGGCUGGACGGAACCAGAUCAGGGGAACAGGCUCAUCCGCCUGAGACGCCAACUUUGUCUGAGGGAAGGACUCACUCUCUAGACCGCCACGUUAUUUUUUUUGGGAGCGGCAGCCAGGACAACAACCAGAGCAGGAGAGAGUCCAGGCGAGCACCACAAGGGAAAGUAGCAGACAUCGGCAACAACAUGUACCUGGGUUUGCUGGACACCACCACGCGAUACCCGUGGUGAAAAAACGCCAGGGAAAGGGAAAAGAAUGCCAAGGACACCGCGCUCCAGAAGCCAUCACGGUUGGCGCGCGGCCCUGGUGCUGUCGGCCUUGGCGGCGCUGCCGUCGUUGCCAAGAGCCUCCGAUGCCGUGUUCGCGACGCCGCCACUGCUGGGGGGAUUUGCGGAAGAAGAACCUGAACUUGCGCCAACGGCCAUGGGAACGGCAGCAGUGUCACCGCCGCCGCCGCCGCCGCGAAGAAGCUGCGCCGAAACGUCGCCCUUUGCUGUAGACGGCGGUGCGACGGCGGAGGCGGAGGAGGCGGCGAUGGCGGCGGGGAUGUCCGAGGAGCUGUCCGCCACGGAGCGACCCUCGCGCGAUAAUUGCUUGGGAGGAGGUGGGCGGGGGGAGGUCAUCAAGCAACCGCGGGGGGGCUGUGGCGGUAACGACGGCGCUGCUGGUGCCGCUGAUUGGGAGGGGGGUGCUCGUGUUGGUGAUGGGUGUAUGGCCGUUGGUGGUGGUGGCCGCGGUGCGGAACUCUCACUUUCGGGAGGUCAAGAGCGAGGUAGAGGUCUCCAAUCAGAGACAUCAUCGGGGCAUGAGGUCGAGCGCGUUGGGGUUCCAGCGGUGGCGGCGGCAACGGCCGCGGGUGCUGGGAUGAACGACCGGGCAGACAGCUGUGAAGUGGGGCACCCACAAGGAACUUCCAAGGACACAACCCUCUCCGGGGUAAAAGUGGUGUUGGGGUCUCCUGUCGAUACCGGGCAGAACGGGGAGAAGAAGCGCGACAACGAACCAACCCGCCAGCAUCAACAGCAGCGACAACAGCAGCAGCAGCAGUCGUGGCUUCGACAAAGGCGGCGUGACGCGGGAGCUAGCGAAACGCACUCAUUACCAGAGAUCCCCGCGUCCACAAGUGGGUCGGGGGGCGAGGUGCUCGCGCAGUACGUCGUGCAGUGGACGGACUUCCACCCCCUGGAGGACCACAGCAGCCUUCUCUCGGGAGCGUUGGGUGGGUUCGACCGUUGCUGCUCGGGAGGCUGCGAAGCCUCUGGCGUCCAUGGUAGCAGCGACGCUCGAGCGCGUGACAGCGUCGAUGCCAGCAGCACCAGCACCAGCACCAGGAGCGGCCACGAAGAAGACGAGCGAAGCGGGAGUAUCGGCGACGGCAAUGAUGAGGUUGACAACGGCGGCGGGUGCGGCUCGAAGGGCGACUCUAGUUACUGCGGGUGCUGCUGGGAGUUGGUGGAGAGGGCUAACCUGGCCACCUCUAGCGGAAAAUUCCCGAGCGACUUCUCCCUGGUCCGUUUGCGGCAUCAGGCGACAGAAGCCUCUGACGUGGACGACGCCCACCUCUCCAAAAACGGCCGAACCUCACCUCUAGGGGACAAUCCUGAACGACCCGAGCAUGAGGGGGAGCAGGCACAAUGUCGGGUGGGAGGGGGCCGGGAUGGAGGAAAUCGAGACGCCUGUCCCGGUGCGAGAGUGAGAGAUCCAGCGGCAGGUAUCCGUGGGAACGCGUGCGAGGAGGGGAGGGACAGGGGGGUUCCGUGCGUGCGGGCAGCGGCGGACGAGGCGGUAGGGGCUCUCCGGGCUCACCGUUGGGUAAAAGGCGUCUUCCGAGAAAAGGCUCUCAUGCGGGGGGUCUUGGCUGCCCCAGACGUCGACCCUCCGAGAGAGCAACUCUUCUCGAGCCCCUCGGCUCGCGACGGCGGGGACAUGGACAACGAAAGCAAGAUAACUCCCCAUUCUCCGUCGGACCCAAGGGCCGGCACUGAAGGGCAUGGCGACCGUUCCAGCCCCUCCUUACACUCGUACGAGGGCGGUGGGCCGGGAGAGCCCAACAGCGGGGACGCAAUCACCGACUUUGGCGGGGAAGUUGGGGCGGACGGACACAUCGCCAUGACCGCUGGAGGAACCGCUGAUGCGAAACGGCGGUGGCAACGGUGGCCGGGCGCUGAGGGCGAGAGAGGGGGCCGGCGACAGCUCGACGGGGGCUCAACGCUAGCGGCGGCGGCGGGGGAGGGGGGGAGGCUGAGGGGAUCUUCGCGGGGGGAGUUCGUGGACGCUGGCGAGCACGGGAAGCCGCUUCAUGACCACGGUUUCACGGGAAAGGGCAUCCGGGUUGCGAUCUUCGACACGGGUCUUGAGGCAGGAGGGCACGACUUCGACAACGUGGUGGAGCGGAUCAACUGGACCGACGAGCCGACGCUGGAAGAUACAGUGGGGCACGGAACCCACGUCGCGGGCGUUAUUGGUGGGAGGGAUCAAGGGUGCUCCGGAUUCGCACCCGACGCUGACCUGUACAUUUUUCGAGUGUUUUCCGGCCAGCAGGUCUCGUACACCUCCUGGUUCCUAGACGCGUUCAACUACGCGCUCUUCCUCGGCGUCGAUAUAAUCAACCUGAGCAUCGGUGGUCCGGACUUCAAGGAUCAGCCCUUCGUGGACAAGGUGCGAGAGCUGUCUGCCAACGGCGUUGUGGUGUUUUCGGCGGUGGGGAACGACGGGCCUCUCUACGGGACUCAGCACAACCCGGCGGAUCAAAUGGACACAAUCGGAGUCGGGGCUGUGUCGGCCAGCGGGCGGGCGGUCGCGAGCUUCCAAUCGAGAGGGAUGACCACGUGGGAGCUACCGGGAGGAUACGGACGCGUGAAGCCGGACCUCGUGGCCGUCGGACAGUUCGUCCUUGGCCCUAAGGCGGGCGGUUCGUUGGGACAGUGCAGCGGGAUCUCGGGGACAUCGGUGGCUAGUCCCGUUGUGGCCGGCGCGGCCGCCCUGUUGGCCAGCACGGUCCCGCCGGACAGGAGGCGCGACAUCGUCAAUCCCGCCAGCAUCAAGCAGGUGCUGACCGAGUCGGCGCGCAGGGUCAAGGAAGCAGGCUUGUUCGAGCAGGGGGCGGGGGCUCUGGACGUGGCGGGGGCGUUCGCGCUUCUCAGCCGCUACACGCCGAGGGCGUCGCUCCUGCCGCCGCAGUUGGACCUCACGGACCCUUACACGUGGCCGUUCAGCCGCCAGCCGCUGUACUACGGAGCGCAGCCGGUGGUCUUCAACGUCACCGUGGCCAACGGAAUGGGCGUCUCCGGCCACAUCACGAGCUUGUCGUGGGCGGAGGAGGGCAGCUCCCAGAGGGCAGCAGGGAGGGACGGGGACGUGUUGGACGUGAGGGCGGAGUUUUCGGACGUGCUCUGGCCGUGGUCUGGUUUCCUCGCGCUCUCCCUGGCGGUGUCGGAGUCCGGCCGGGAGUUCCAGGGCCUCGUGUUCGGCAAGCUAGAGGUGGCGGUGGAAUCAGUGGCGGGGCCUGGAGAGACGCAACCCCGUACCACGAACGCCGUCCUUCCGGUAACGGUUAGCGUUAUCCGCCCGCCGCCCAGGCACCGCAGGCUGCUCUGGGAUCAGUUUCACAGCGUCCCGUACCCUCCGGCCUACAUUCCGAGGGACUACCUAGGCGACGAUGCCGACAUGCUGGACCGGCUUGGAGACCACCCCCACACCAACUUCCGGACCCUGUUCGAAGCCCUGUUAGACGCGGGCUACUACGUGGAGAUCCUUGGCUCCAACUGGUCCUGCUUCGAUGCCGAGAGCUACGGAGCGCUGCUUGUGGUGGAUCCAGAGGCCGAGCUGGGGCAAGACGAAAAGGCCAAGCUUGAGAUGGACGUGAAGGAGAGGGGCUUGUCGGUGGUGGUGUUUGCCGAUUGGUACAGCACGGAUGUGAUGUCCAAGGUCCGCUUCGUGGACGACAAUACCCGCAUGCCGUGGGAGCCGGUGACGGGCGGUUCGAACGUUCCAGCGAUCAACGACUUCCUUCUUCCCGCCUUCGGUAUGGCGCUGGGCGGGACUGUAUUUGACGGGGUGAUGAGCCUGCCUGGAGGAGAGCUGCAUCUGGCAUCCGGGAACGCGGUUUCAAGAAUGCCCCCCGGCAGCCUUUUGGUUUCAGCGCCGUCCUUAAGAGGCAUUGCGUUGCGAGGGGGAGGUGGAUAUUUGUCCCCGGGGGUUCUUCACAUGAACGUGCCGGUCAUUGGCGCCUUCGACACUAAGAGUGGCGACAGUCCAGAAAGCACGAGCGGCAGGGUGUUCCUUUUCGGGGACUCGAGUUGUGCAGACGAUACCGUGUUGAGCAGGGUGGGGGGCUCCGGCAGCGGCCAUGCCAACGGCGCCCUAGGAGGCGGCAGCGACUGCCUGUGGCUCUUCGAGUCGGCGGUUCGAUACGCUUGCGAGGGUUUCGAGGACCCUGCUGUGUUCCGCGAUGCGCUACGGGUUCCCCAGGAUGCCGAAGGCGGCGACGACGGCCUCGAGCUCGACGGUUUCAGCGGAGGGAGCGGCAAGGGCGACGGCUUCAACGACGGGCACCCCUUGCCUGAACGGCCAGAUGCGAAGAAGCAUCAGGACUGGAGAAGGGACGCUCAGGAGGCCCAGGGCAGGGGCUUGCUGGAGGUUGACGACGCGGACAAGUGCAGCCGCAACCGAUUUGACAGGGUCCCCACGGCCCUGAACCAAUAGACCCCGACGUGCAUAUAGAUCUUGGUGGAUUUUUUCGCAAGAUGAACGUGUACAUAGCGGAUGUUGGAUUUUCUGCGCUUCUUGGCGAUAUUCCGUGGUCUAGAUUAGUAUCAGGACUCCCUGGAUAGGCCGCUUCGCAGACAGACGUACGUGGCACGGGCCAAUAUGUUUUGUCCUGACCCAAGACGGCGAUCCACUGUGUACAAUAGAGCAGGAUAUUGCAAGGGUCGACGGUUGCACGCCUCCACCUUCCCCUACCGCUGAUGUUGAAGCGGCUUGCCCCGGGAGAAGGAAGACUUGCUUUGGGUUUCCCGGGGCGUUCGGGCUGCGUUUCUGGUCCAUUUGUAGAAAGCGCGUCUUUCGUUUGAAGGUCCGUCUGGUUUGUGACGUACAGCAGUGCAGAUAGAUGCGCUAUUUACGCUCGAACGAAUCCAGCACGGAUGUGAGGAUAUGGUCAAGGAGAUGGUUGGGAUACCGAUUGUGUCGCAUUUCGCUUAAAGUCAGUUAUGCUUCGAAUGAGAUUGAAGUCGGCCGAGGCGACUGCUGUGCCAGAUCUGGGCGUGUCUUGAUGUGGAUCGCAGGUGAUGGGGUUUCGCAAUGUCAUGCUACCCGGCCCUGUCGACGUGAAUGACAAGAGCUCCACCAGCUGCAGUUGUUUGGCAUUGCAUUUGUCGUUCCUAUGCUACAUCGGAAAUAUGUAUUGUCUAUCCCUUGUCUUGUUGGCCGUAUUGGGUCUAGCAGUAAAAGCCAUGAAACGACGCUGUACCGUAGUCUCGUCGUUGUCGUUGUCCAUGUUGUUGUGGUUGUUGUCUUAACAUCAAUAGUUUAGGUCCCACAAAAAAAUCAGUCGGAGACGGGAAGCCUGAGUUUGCAACCACUGGCUACUACAUGUCACAGCUUCUAAUCAUCCGCAACGCACUCGGGCGGCCAUGAGGAGGAGUACAUGAAAGAGCGGGAGCUUCACCAGAGUGAGGGGGGGCGGGGGGCACUGCUGUAGCAACGCGUUGUAUUUACGGGCUGCGGGGCCGUGUCAUGCGGUGUAAAUGAUUCAUGGUGUGGGAAACAGCGCGUGGGAACGUUCGAGAAGUAGAAUAUUUUCUCAGUCAAGGUCGGUAUUGCCUAUUUUCGUAGUUUGCGAAAGAUACCGCGCACACCUGUCCCUUUAUUUUCAGAGGCCGUGAACUCCUACAUGAUCAAUUGAAGAGGUUGCUACGAUCCGUUGGUACCGUUUCCGAAAGCUCU